Messenger RNA from Closterium sp. Naga37s-1, 1581 nucleotides. Lineage: Eukaryota; Viridiplantae; Streptophyta; Zygnematophyceae; Desmidiales; Closteriaceae. The record is from the annotation of a GenBank genome assembly.
AUGGUGCCUCCCGCGAUUGCCGUCGCAGCUGCUGCGGCUCGGUUCGUGUCGCCCCUCUUCGCCCUAAUUCCCAACCCUCCCCUUCGCCCCCUCGGUCCCCUCGGUCCCCUCGGUCCUUUUGUCCCCCGUCUAUCCUCGCCGUUCCCGGAUCCCCGUUCAAAUUCCAGCAACGGCAACGGGGAUCGCCGUUGCCUAAACACCUUCACCGCAUUCCCUUCGACUAGAACCUCGUUACAGUCCCGCUCGUUACAGUCUCGAGCGCGCAUGGCGCCUCCCGAGUCGCUGAUCUCCGCGGAAGCCCCCGCCAUCGGCGGAGACGGCGGAGAUUCCGAGUCGCGCGCGAUUCCAUGGGGCCACCCGGAGCGGCUCGACCUGGCGAUGGGAUCGCUGCUGGACGACAAGACGCGGCUCCGCAAGGACGUGAAGAAGGCGCUUCGAGGAUUGACGGAGGAGCAACGCGCGGCAGAAGGUGAACCUCCCCACUCCCCCCCCGCUCUCCUUCCCCUCCUCCCCUACACCACCGCUCCGCGCCUGUCUUUUGAGGCGCCUCAAAAGUCCUCAAGAGGCGCCUCAAAAGUGCACCCCCCCUCUCUCCUUCCCCUCCUCCCCUUCACCACCACUGCUCCGCACGUGGCAGUGCAGCGCCACGUGUUGCAAGCUGAUUGGUUCAGAUCCGCGCAGCGCGUGGGUGCUUACAUCAGCUGCCGGAAAUUAAGGGAGGUGGAGACUGCUGACGUCAUCAGCGACCUGCUGGGGAGAGGAGCCAGUGUGUUUGUGCCACGUGUCAUGGACAGCGAGAGCCACAUGGUGAUGCUGAAAAUCAACUCUGUGCAGGUGGUGGGGGAAGGGCGGGGAGAGGUGGUUGGGAAGGGGGAGAACGAGAACGAGCAAGGAGGAGCAGCAGCAGCAGCAACAGCAGCAGCAGCAGCAGCAGCAGCAGCAGCAGCAGCAGCAGCAGCAGCAGCAGCAGCAGCAGCAGCAGCAGCAGCAGCAGCAGCAGCAGCAGCAGGAGGAGACUUGGAUCGCAAUGGGAUGGGGAUACUGGAGCCCACCCUGACCCUCACAGAUGGACGGCCACGAUCCAACGUGUACAGUGAACAGGAGCCGUUGGAUCUGAUUCUCGUGCCGGGGUUGGCGUUUGAUCGCAGCGGUGGGAGACUGGGACGAGGAGGAGGGUACUACGACGUGUUUCUCUCGCAGUACUUGGCACAUGCCCAGGCCAAGCAGUGGAAGCAACCGCUCAUAGUUAACCGCAUUGAACUCCCAACCCCCCCUUGUCACCACCGCAAUGGCUCUGGCCGACAAGGCUCAGACUCCUCUCCUCUCCCCUCCCCAUGGAGACUUCCUUCGUUCCCGUUAGUGUCAUCUGUCUCCUUGCACUGCAUUGAACCACAGCUGACCAAACUGGGCUCCCUUCCCCUCUUUGCCCUGGCCCUUCCCUUCUUUCCCCCCUGUCAACACCCCACUGCAGUGGCUCUGGCCUACAAGGCUCAGAUUCUCUCCUCGCCCCUCCCCAAAGAAACAUUUGACGUGCCCGUUAGUGGCAUCGUGUGUGCUGACGGCUUCCUUGCACCACAUUGA